AAAGACGAUGGAGGACCCCAGUUUGCUGAAGUCUUUGUAAUCAUCUGGUUUGGAGCUGUGGUCAUCACACUGAAUUCCAAGCUUCUGGGGGGAACCAUCUCCUUCUUCCAGAGUCUGUGCGUGUUGGGGUAUUGUAUCCUGCCCCUAACGGUGGCCAUGCUGGUCUGCAGAUUGCUGCUUUUGGCAAGUAUGAGCCUAGUGACGUUCAUCCUGCGUCUGGUCGUGGUCACGAUUAUGUUUGCUUGGUCUACAUUUGCCUCAACUGCCUUUUUAGCAGAAAGUCAGCCACCAAACCGCAGAGCCCUGGCCGUUUAUCCAAUAUUCCUCUUCUACUUUGUCAUCAGCUGGAUGAUUCUGACCUUCAAUCCUUCUCCAUAG
This is a messenger RNA of Staurois parvus, 378 nucleotides long. The record is from the annotation of a GenBank genome assembly. Lineage: Eukaryota; Metazoa; Chordata; Amphibia; Anura; Ranidae.